GUUGAGUGAAAAAAAAAAAGAAAAAAUAACUACAAUGUCGAUCGGAAGAGUAAGCGAGUUCGAUAUUAGAACUGGGGCGUGGUCGUCAUAUAUAGAAAGACUUGAGAUGUAUUUUACGGCCAACAGUGUAAAAAACGAUCUCAAACUACCAACAUUAAUAGCAGUCAUAGGGGAUGAAGCUUACGAACUCCUGGUGAAUUUAGCUAGUCCAAGGAAACCGUCGGAAUUGGAAUACGAAGUUGCGGUCAACCUACUGCGCGAUCACCUACAACCGGCACCGUCGGCAUUAGCAGAGAGAUUUCGAUUCAGGCAGAGAAGACAAGCAGCAGAUGAGAACAUCGCAAGUUACGUGGCGGAAUUGAAAAAGUUAACACGUCAUUGCAAACUAGGGGAUAACCUAAAUGAGAACCUUCGAGAUCAGUUCGUGUGUGGGCUGAAGAGCGACAUCAUUCGACAGCGGCUUUUUGCAGAGGAUGAAGAACUAAAUUUCGCCCACGCGGUCAAAAUUGCAACCUCUUUAGAGGCAGCGGAGCGGAACGCGGCGGCGGUGGAUAUCGCGGACGCGGCGAGCGGCGGGGAAACGAUCGCGGGGACGGGGGGAAUACACUCCCUAGUGGCCACGAACGAGCGACGGCAAGCGGCGGAGACACGGAGCGGGCGCGGGGCGCGCGGAUACCGUAUUCGUGGCACGGGCGCUGUCUGGAGUGGAGCGCGCGGCGCGCGCGCCACUAUCACGCCUCGGGGAAGAAAUGCGGCACGGGCAGACAGCGGAAAAAGGCGCGACUGCAUUGGAUGCGGUGCGGACGACCACAAUUAUGAAAACUGUCGCUUUCGAGAAUACGUUUGCAGUAAGUGCCACCGCACCGGUCACUUGCGACGGGUGUGUCCGAGGCAGAGCACACAAAACCAGCGAUAUGGCUAUGCGGCCUUGCACUAUGGAGAUACAGCGGAGGAGGGCUGGGAAACGACCGAUUCGAUGCAGGAGGACUUGCAUCAUUUAUGUCUAAACGACUACAAGGCUAUAUGAGAAGCUGUUCAGUGGCGGACUGGGGCGGUACACGGGCGGCAAGGCUACGUUGAGGGUGCGCGAUGGCGUGGCGCCGGUGUUCCAUCGCGCGCGACCGUUGCCGUACGCGCUGCGCGAGCGGGUCGAUGCAGAGCUCGACGCGAUGCUGCGCGACGGUGUCAUCGAGCCCGUCGACUGCUCCGACUGGGCCUCGCCAUUGGUGCCGGUAAAUAAAUCGGAUGGUUCUUUGAGAAUAUGCGCUGAUUAUAAAGCAACCGUAAAUCCUGUGUUACUUGUAGAUCGUUAUCCUUUACCAAGAAUAGAGGAUUUAAUUGUUCGAUUAAGCGGAUCCCAAUUUUAUUCAAAAAUUGAUUUAUCGCAGGCGUAUAACCAGAUCGAGCUGGAUGAGACCAAAA
Achroia grisella is the source of this 1422-nucleotide messenger RNA. RefSeq lists its product as uncharacterized. NCBI's taxonomy places the organism in Eukaryota, Metazoa, Arthropoda, Insecta, Lepidoptera, Pyralidae. The coding region runs from base 35 to 1027 and encodes 330 amino acids. Gene Ontology annotation, molecular function: zinc ion binding; nucleic acid binding. The record is from RefSeq and is a predicted model, not a curated record. The transcript has 2 exons.